Orbicella faveolata is the source of this 1755-nucleotide messenger RNA. RefSeq names its product pyroglutamylated RF-amide peptide receptor-like. The record is from RefSeq and is a predicted model, not a curated record. Lineage: Eukaryota; Metazoa; Cnidaria; Anthozoa; Scleractinia; Merulinidae.
UAUCACCAUGCUCCUAUCUUGUUCAGCCAUUCUUCUGAAGCUAUGCAAGAGAGGAUAAAGAGUAAGAGAGUAAGUCCUUGAUAUAGGCCUUAUUCUUAAGGUAAUCCCUCUCAAGUUACUUUAAGACAUGGAACCUAAUUCUGAUUAAUUUCGCUACGCGUGUAACAUGGAAGUUUUCAUGGAGGAUGAAAACUAAUGUGAAGCUGCUUGCGCCGUCCAGGUGAGGGAACUGCCUUUCUCUAGUCCCUCCUGAGGUUCCCGAAGCCUGACGUCGUCUAAAAAUAAUUUAAGAGGGAUUACCGUUGUGAUAAGGUCUAUUAGAAGAACUAACUAUCUUACCCUUCGUGCUCUCUUGAUUUAUGAUAUUCCACAGGACUCCCAUCAACUAUUUACUUGUGAACCUGGCUGUAGCGGAUGCCUUGUAUGCGACCUUUGUUACACCACAGACUUUCUUCAAGAUCAUUCCCACCCACCCAGGAGGAACAAUUGGUACUGUUUUAUGCAAAUUAGUGACGGGUGGAUACCUCGCAUGGACUGCUGGAACCUCCUCGGUGAUCACUUUGGUUGCAAUUGCCGCUGAACGAUAUUUUGCGGUAAUCUAUCCUGUUGGUAACGUUGGCAAGCUUACCAAGCGUAAACUGAAGGUGAUCAUUCCUGGCUCUUGGAUCUUCGCAUUAAUAUUUUUCAUACUAUAUAUCACGGGCUCAAAUGUAAAAGAUAAUGCCUGUGUGCGAAUGGAUGAAGAAUGGCUGCAAAAAGCUGAAACUUUGCUCUGGUCAGUCAUUGUAGUUGCAGCCAUGGUACUGAUGGCUGGGUUGUAUUCCAGAAUCGUGUACACCCUGUGGUUUAAAUGUGAUCCUGAGAAUCAACUCGCCUUCCAACAGAUGGGCGUCCUGAGAGUGCGGAAGCGAGUCACUUUGAUGGGGGUAACUGUCACUGCCAUAUUUGGAAUCUGUUGGGCGACUGACGUAAUUGCGCACAACUUAGACUACUUCACAUCUGUCAGUGUCAGUGAACUCGCAUACGCUGUUAUUCAUAUGCUAGUACUGUUCAGUUCCGCUGUCAACCCAUUUGUGUACGCUCUGGUUAACAAAACCUUCCGACAGAAGCUAAAGGGAAUGAUAUGCCGUCAGUGUACCGGCUCCACGGGAUCCACACGAAUUCGAGUUUUCCCACAAAAGUUAACCUCCACGGCAGGGACAUCAUCUUUGGAGUGAUCAAAAAAUCAAAAACAUUUCUUCUUUUAAUGCUGCUUUUAUUUUAUCUCUUUCUCUGAGCAGCAAGAGAAGGAAAUCUCUCACAGGGUAUGCAACUUUACACGAGUAUUACCUUUCAUAGGUCCGGCAGGAAGGUUAUUGCAAUUCUUCAAUUUAGCGCCAGGUGGGACUAUUUACAUUUGGUAGUUUAAGGGAGCUCGCUUAUUGGAAGAGGGGGCGUUUAUUUGUUUUUCAUAAAUAUCACAAUGUGCCACAGUACUUUAAAGAAAAACAGAAAUUUUAACUCAAGGACUUUGAUAAUGUUCAAUAUUGCGUUCAGAGUUUCAUUCAUAGUUCAUUAAUCUAAUAGCUCUAUUCAAUGUUAAUGCCUUGAAUGUCACUGUCGCUUUGGGUGCACUUAGCUUCUAUAAAAAGGCUGCUUAAUGAAUUUGGAAUAGGGGGAAGUGCCUAUUAGGUAGUUAUUAUAGCAUAUACUAUCUACGGGUGUGUACAUUACAAACUGGCAACGCAACCACAGGCGGCCCAAGCUCUCAAUGUU